ACCCCGUCAACUGUAACUGGGCGAGAAAUACAAGUCACAACGGCCAUGGAAGCUCUUCUUCGGGCUCGCAUAAACCUAGCUCUAUUGAUCGUCGCUCUUCUCUCUCUCCUUGCUAGAUCCUCAUCCCAAGAUCUCCAAAUCGUCGAUGCCGAGCGGAGAAUCGACUUGACGUCACAUAUUGUUAAGGUCUUCUUGACUUUAAAGAUCGAAAAUAUGGGGACAUCUGCAGCUGCAGAUGUUCUUCUUGCUUUUUCACCUAUUGAAGUUGAUCAUCUAGCUGUUCUCAAAGCAGCGGCAGCUAUAGGCAAAAAGAAGAAGAAAACUUAUACACCUCUUGAUGUAGAACCAGCAGAGCUACCUGAUGGUCCAAAUGGAACUAAAUACUUCACCAUAAAGUUAUCUAAUCCAUUAAAAUCAGGUGAAAGUAUAACGCUGGAAGUGCUGUACGUGUUAACUCAUUUGUUAGAACCUUUCCCAGCAGAAAUAAGCCAAUCAGAAUCACAGCUGGUCUAUUACCGUGAUAGUGCAACAACGUUGUCACCGUAUCAUAUUAAGAAGCAGACUACUUUUAUUAAGACACCAAGUACUAAGGUGGAUUCAUUCACAAAAGUAGAUCCUACUAACCGUGCGGGUACUGAGCUGAAGUAUGGGCCAUAUGACGAUCAUUCUCCAUAUUCAUAUUCUCCGAUUAUUGUUCAUUUUGAGAACAACCACCCGUUUGCUGUUGUCGAGGAGCUAGUGCGUGAAGUGGAGUUAUCUCACUGGGGCAACCUUCAGAUAACUGAGCACUAUAAGUUGGCUCAUGCUGGCGCUCGACACAAAGGUGUCUUUUCAAGGGUUGAAUAUCAAUCUAGGCCGUCUUUUAGUGGUGUAUCUUCAUUCAAACAACUGCUAGCAAGACUACCGCCAAGAGUUCACUCUGUCUACUACCGAGACGAAAUUGGGAACAUCUCCUCUUCACAUUUACGUAGUGAUUCUCGAAAGUCCGAGCUUGAAAUUGAACCACGAUAUCCUUUAUUUGGAGGUUGGAAAGCCACUUUUGUCAUUGGAUAUGGCCUACCAUUGCAAGACUUCCUUUUUGAGUCAUCUGAUGGCCAGCGUUACCUUAACUUCAGCUUUGGAUGCCCUCUUGCUGAGACAGUGGUAGAUAAACUUACCAUCAAGGUUGUGCUGCCAGAAGGCUCAAAAGAUCCUUCUGCUGUGGUUCCGUUCUCUGUAGAUCAAUAUCUCGAGAAAAAGUAUUCCUACCUUGAUGUUGUUGGGAGGACUGUGGUAGUUCUGGAAAAGAGAAAUGUAGUCCCUGAACACAACUCUCCAUUCCAGGUUUACUAUACUUUCAAUCCGAUUUUCAUGCUUGCCGAGCCACUGAUGCUUGCGCUUGCAUUUUUCUUGUUUUUCAUAAGUUCUAUAGCAUACCUACACGUUGAUUUUUCCAUCCGCAAACAAUAAGCAUAAUGUACUUCCCGAAGAGUUGCGACUUUUAAAUUGGCAGAGAUAUGCCCACAAAGAGUGUUAUUUUUGCGGUAUCUCCAACUCUGUAGCUUGGGUAUGGAGACUGAGGUAUGGAGUCUUGUUUACAUUAUUACAUGAGCAUUACGUAACUUUGUUGGAGACUAUUUGGGAUACAAUUUUAUUUUUUUUGGGAACUUUGGAGCUAGUUUUUACAAAAAUAGUUAUGCAGUUGAAACAUUUUUUGCUUAUGCCUUGAAUGUGCCUUUUGAAGAUUGUGAGCUUUAUGGCUUCUAUCUGUUGAGGCAUUGAUAUUUUCGUCCUUUGUAUUUGGAAUAUAACAACUCAUACUCUUGUAGCAAUGAAACAUGUUUAAUUAUCUUU
Messenger RNA from Tripterygium wilfordii, 1833 nucleotides. RefSeq names its product dolichyl-diphosphooligosaccharide--protein glycosyltransferase subunit 1B. Gene Ontology annotation, cellular component: oligosaccharyltransferase complex; membrane. The transcript is spliced from 8 exons. Lineage: Eukaryota; Viridiplantae; Streptophyta; Magnoliopsida; Celastrales; Celastraceae. Bases 46 to 1449 code for a protein of 467 amino acids. The record is from RefSeq and is a predicted model, not a curated record.